UAAGCCAUUUUCGGUUAUUCACAGGGAAAUCCCUGGGAAGAACACUGAGUAGAGGUAUCCAUUUCUUUCUCUUCAAUGGAGUCUUCUUCUUUGAGCUUUUUCUCCACACUGAAGCGUCCGUUAAGCACAGGAAGUAACAUUAAUAACUUCAAACCCAAAGGGGCUCUUGUGGAAGUCUCCGCCUGCUCUUACCAGAAGUUCCUUCACUUUGCUUUGGAUGAAACCAAACGCCGCACCCAUUUACUUCCUUCCCCUUUGCAGGAGAAUUUCAAUUCCAUGAUGUCCAUGGAUGGAAAAGCAAAGCUUCAAAUGGUAUCAUUCCAAGCUCCCAAGAUUAGACUCCUCCGUAAUUUGAGCAUUGAAGCUAGUGAAGGAAUGCAGAUUUUGGAUUUUGCUGUGUUCCCAGAACAAGGGUUUGAUCUACCUAUAUUUUGCGCCAAUUUUUUCACCACUCCUACCACGAACAUCAUUGUGUUGGACCUCAACCCUUUGCAUGAUGUCAUCAAUCAGAGGGAUUACAAGGAGAAGUACUACAAAAGCUUAAUGCCUCUUGGUCUCAAGUAUGCAGAGCUUUUACCUUGGGGAGGAAAGCUUACAAGUGAGUCAUUGAGAUUUUUCUCACCAAUUGUGAUAUGGACUAAGUUUACUUCAAGCCAAUACAAGCAUGGUGUCCUAUAUUCUGCUUUCAUGGAUUACUACAAGGCAUGGCUUGAGUUAAUGGAACAAGCUGCAGAGGAGAGAGACACUUCACAAAUUAUUUGCAAUCGUGAAGCACAGCAUAGGUAUCUAACAUGGAGAGCAGAAAAGGAUCCAGGUCAUCGAAUUCUGAAAAAGUUGAUUGGUGAGAGCCUCUCUAAGGACCUGGUGAGGAGCUUCCUUUUUAAUGGAGUUGAUGAACUAGGAACCAAAACAUUUCUUGAUUACUUUCCUGAGUACUGCUGUGAGAAUGGAACUAUAAAUGACAAACGCAGUAUCAUUGGAAAGUCUUUUGAAAGUCGGCCCUGGGAUACAUCAGGAGAAUUCAUUGGGUCUCUCCCUAGCUUGAAUGAAGAAAGAGGUUUGUCAUAGGUAGCUGAGGGGCAACCUAUCAACAUGAAUCUUAGAUGUAGCAGCUGCAGCUGUAAGGAGAAUACCCAGAAGAGCAUGGGAUUAAUGGUAGUGAUAGAAGAAGAGAUGUUGGUUAUGGCCCUAGAUGGAGUGCAAUGGUGAAACUGGAUGUCUGCUACCAACCCCAUAUCGUUUGGGCUAGGUGGUCGUAUCAUUAAACUGAGUUAUGUAAUUUUCUGAAUCCUUUUUUCUGAAGGGCACUCUGUUGUGUUGGUGAUACUGCAGUUUUUUCAAUUUCAAAAUAAAGAACUGUAUCAAUGAUUCAUGGGUAA
Messenger RNA from Vitis riparia (riverbank grape), 1379 nucleotides. Its product is annotated as phytochromobilin:ferredoxin oxidoreductase, chloroplastic. Gene Ontology annotation, biological process: phytochromobilin biosynthetic process. Gene Ontology annotation, molecular function: cobalt ion binding; phytochromobilin:ferredoxin oxidoreductase activity. NCBI's taxonomy places the organism in Eukaryota, Viridiplantae, Streptophyta, Magnoliopsida, Vitales, Vitaceae. The record is from RefSeq and is a predicted model, not a curated record. The transcript has 9 exons. The coding region runs from base 76 to 1068 and encodes 330 amino acids.